AUCUAUUCUCGAGACGGUGUUUUACAAAACUCACCAACUCUGUACGAUCAGUCUCAAGAAUAUCACAAUAACAAUAACAUGAUAUAUCAAACCCUUCAAAAUCACUCAGAGGUUCAGAACACAAAAGAACUAGAAUCUCCAUCUUCGAAAUCAGACAUGCACAGUUCACCCAACUGUCAGUUUGAUCAAAAUGGUUGGCAGGUCAACGAGUGUAAUGAGAUGUACCCGCACCAUUUGGCACUCACCAAUAUAUACGGUUCGGUGUUGGAAAGUCCAUAUCCAACUCCCAAUCUCGUCACAAUGGAUACAAUGCAAUCAACAUUAUCCGUAUCAGCCGCUCCACCUUCUUGUCCUCUUAUUUCUCUCGGCGAAACUUCGGGUUUCAACCUCGCUUUUAAUGCUAGAAGACCACAAAACUUCAUGCAAUACGAAUCCGACUAUCUCCAACAGGCACGCGCCAACAUUUCCCAGCAAACCACGCGCAUACCUUCGUCCAGUCCAAUCGGCAAUCAAAAACCGCCCGUUUACACGAAAUGGACCGAGGAGGAGGAUGAGUUAUUACGCGCCGCCAUAAGCAUCUACGGUCCUCACAAGUGGUCCCUCAUCGCCGCCCAUGUUCCCAACCGUACCCCGAUGCAAUGUUCGACCAGGUGGUUAGGCGCUUUGAAUCCGACCAUCCACAAAGGAAGGUGGACGCCCGAGGAAGACGCGGCGCUAAAAGACGCCGUUAGCGAGUUCGUCGAUUUGUUCGACGCAGAGGGUCAUCCGCAACCCAUACCGUGGAACAAGAUCGCUUCACGCAUCCCUCAUCGAACCGGAAUUCAAUGCCAGGCUCGUUGGUCGGAGGCAUUGGAUCCCAGCGUUAGAAAGGGCAAGUGGUCACCUGAUGAAGAUGAAAUUCUAAAGGAGGGCGUUAGACGUUUCGGCAGAUGCUGGAUACGCAUCGCCGAAUUGAUUGAAGGCAGAACUCAGAGGCAGUGUAGAACACGUUGGGUGCAGAUAAAGAACAAGCAGGUCAAACUCGAGAGAGAUGCUAUGGCCGCGAAGGCCGCCGCAUCCAACUCUUCGUCAACCGACGAAGACAGCAAUGAUGAAAGUGCUACCAUGUUGACCCCACCAAACACGACACCCUCUACCCCGGCGCAAACGAUAAUGAGUGCUCCCACGUCCUCGGCAAUGUCGGGUAUGUUACGUUCGAUGUCCGUGCCGUCCAUCGCUCGCCUGAAUGUACCUCCCGCACCGCGAAGGCAAGCAUCCGCCAUGUCAUCGGUUGUCAGCAAUCAAAGUCCGAUGCUGUCUCCGACCGACACCCUUGUAACGAGUCCCGAGUCUUGCGUCACGACACCCGAGUGCAUCUCCUCUUCGCCCAUAUUUGAAUCAACAAACAAUCCCGGCGUCGUCAAGCCUUCGAAUCAUGAGAAUGUGAUCAUGUUCACCCACGAUCCAUAUCCGUAUUUGCACGCAUAA
Molecule: messenger RNA, 1467 nt
Organism: Acaulospora morrowiae
Lineage: Eukaryota; Fungi; Glomeromycota; Glomeromycetes; Diversisporales; Acaulosporaceae
Source: the annotation of a GenBank genome assembly